Molecule: messenger RNA, 1599 nt
Organism: Vicia villosa (hairy vetch)
Lineage: Eukaryota; Viridiplantae; Streptophyta; Magnoliopsida; Fabales; Fabaceae
Exons: 4
Coding region: 1-1599 (532 amino acids)
Source: RefSeq, a predicted model, not a curated record
AUGGAGGCCAAAACGGCAAUCGCGGUUUUCAAUCAAGGAAGCAACGAGUCCUUAAAUGAUGCUUGGGAAAGAUUCAAAUCCAUGCUUAGAAAAUGCAAGGGUCACGGUUUUGAUGAUCUCACACAAAUUCACAUCUUCCGCAAUGGACUUCAACCGGUGCAUAAGACACUUUUGGAUGCUACCGCGGGUGGAUCUUUAAUGUCAAAAAGCACGGAGGAUGCAAUAAUGAUAAUCGAUCGUAUGGCACUCAAUGAUCUCCAAACUCAACAUGAUAGGAGUCCAUCACAAAGGAAGCCGGGUGUUCUCGAAUUAAACACCAAUGAUGCCAUCCUUGCUCAAAACAAGAUUCUCUCUCAACAAGUUGAGUUACUCACUAAGCAAAUGUCGAAGCUUCCACAACAAAUGAAGGAAAUUCAUGGGAUGCAAAUGACUUCUCACGUGGCAAGUUGUGAACUUUGUCAAGGUUAUCAAAGGCAACCUCCACCUCACAAUAAUCCGUACCAAAGAAACAACCAAGGAUUUCAACCCUCAAGAUUCAACAAAGGUCAACAAUCUCAAGGUGGGAGCUCAAAAUUGGAAGACACUCUUACACAAUUCAUGCAAGCAUCCAUGGCUAACCAAAGGAGCAAUGAAGCGGCCAUAAAGAACUUAGAAACUCAAGUGGGUCAACUUGCAAAGAAAUUGUCCGAACAACAACCGGGAUCUUCUUUUCCCGCCAGCACUCAAACAAAUCCAAGGGAGCAUUGCAAAGCCAUUGUGACAAGAAGUGGUAAAGAGAUAAAUGGUGGAAUAGAUGGAGGUGUUAUAGUGGAAGAUGAUGAGGAAAUAAUAGUUGAAAACCAAAAGGGUGAGGUGGUAGUUGAAGAUGAGGGAGAAAAGAGUGAGGAGAAAGUGGAGGAAGAAUUAGUUGAAAAAGAGCGGAAAGAAAAAGAAGGAAGAGAGAAAAAUGACAAAAAAGUGAAGAGGAAUAAAAAGAGAAAUGAGAAUAAAAAGAAGUACACGGAUGAAGAGACAGUUGUGCUUGAUGCUCAUUGUAGUGCAAUUAUUCAAAAAACUCCCCCAAGAAAGGAAGCCGAUCCGGGACGAGUCAUUUUACCGAUCACCAUUGGAGGUAACUACAUUAGUAAUGGUUUGGUUGAUUUGGGGUCUAGCAUCAAUUUAAUACCUUUAUCCGUUGUCAAGAGAUUGGGGAACAUUGAGAUGAAACACACCAGGAUAACUUUGCAACUAGCCGAUAAGUCUAUCAUUUCACCAUAUGGAGUUGUACAAGACAUGCUGCCUCCUAAGGAUGAACAUGACAACUUUCGAAUCGAUGAUGAAAAAGGAGAAAUCAUUGAGGUGGCGAAUCAAUUUCACAAGGACAAGGAGAAGGCAAAUCAUGAGGGAAAGACUCAUCACAAAAACUUUGAAGUUGGACAAAUGGUGCUAGUGUGCAAUUCAAGACUCAAGGUGUUUCCUAGUAAAUUAAAGUCAAAGUGGUCGGGGCCAUUUGUUGUGAAAGAGGUGCGAAAUUAUGGAUUCAUUGUGGUGGAGGACCCUAAAACACAAGAAAGCUGGACUGUAAAGGAACAAAGACUCAAAGGCUACCACGAUGGAUAA